Molecule: messenger RNA, 4183 nt
Organism: Hippoglossus stenolepis (Pacific halibut)
Lineage: Eukaryota; Metazoa; Chordata; Actinopteri; Pleuronectiformes; Pleuronectidae
Product: adhesion G-protein coupled receptor G2
Exons: 31
Coding region: 136-3936 (1266 amino acids)
Biological process (GO): adenylate cyclase-activating G protein-coupled receptor signaling pathway; cell surface receptor signaling pathway
Cellular component (GO): membrane
Molecular function (GO): G protein-coupled receptor activity
Source: RefSeq, a predicted model, not a curated record
GUAGUGUUUGCAUACCAGCAGACAGUAGAGGACAGUGGACCUUUCUGAUCUGGUAUUUAUCUAAACAACUACCUGUACAGGAGCUGGACAUUUGAUAGAGACUUGCUCAAGUUUGGAUUUUACCCAGGGGACGUUAUGCUACAUGGAAAUGAAGACAAAGUCAACGUUCCCAGGAUUUGCUCUGGUGGAUCUUCAUGCUGUCAAACGUAUGCCGUCUCUGUGAGAAUGAGGAAUCCUGGUUCGCGUGUCAGACACCUGCACUGGCUGCAGAUACUACUGGUCGUCCUGCUCACAGGUGAAACUUCCUGUAAUUCCACCUCCGCUGCUCCGUUUUCUCCUCUGACCCCCUCUACAGCAGCUGCACCGACCUCAGCAUCCUACUUUCUUCGCGUCACUGUGGAUGUCAUUGGACAGAAGAAAAACGAAUCAGAAAUCAAGAGCUGGCUUGACAAAGUGUUCACAGCCAAGAUGGUGGGCUGCGUGUCUUCAAAUGAGACGACACCAACGACGACAGCAGCAGCAACAUCACAAAACUACACAACAACAACUGCCACUACACAAACUACAUCUGCGAGCACUUCAAAUAAGACGACACCAACGACGACAGCAGCAGCAACAUCACAAAACUACACAACAACUGCCACUACACAAACUACAUCUGCGAGCACUUCAAAUAAGACGACACCAAUGACAACAGCAGCAGCAACAUCACAAAACUACACAACAACAACUGCCACUACACAAACUACAUCUGCGAGCACUUCAAAUAAGACGACACCAAUGACAACAGCAGCACCAACAUCCCAAAACUACACAACAUUUGCUACAGCUUCAACAACGGUCAAGAGCACCAACACAGCUACAACAUCUCAAUCCACCACGGCAGCUCCGAUAACUUCUUCAACCGUCACCACAAAGAAGCCGAAGAAACAGAAUCCAAAUCCGAAUUCAAACAAGGGGCCGGUAGCAGCAGCCAGAAGGCUCAGAAGAACCACUGGUCUAUUUCAAGGAACUGAGGUCUCAUGCAGCCAAAAGACUGCAAUAAAAAACACAACGUGUACCGUGACGCUGCAUCUGAGCCAGGCCGUGCCUCCAUGCUGUAUCCUCCGUACUCUCUGUGCGGCCAGUAAGACGUCCCCUGACGUCCGGGUGGUAGGAAAAACAGCAGAUAGAAUCGGUCCGAUACAAAAUGGCUGCAACCCACUUGAGAAAAACAGGUGCAUUUACAACGGUCCAGGCAGUGCAUCGUGUGAGCGGUCCGGUGAUGCAUAUGUGAAAGAUCAAGGCAACUCAACUAACUGUCGACCAAAAAUAGAGAAGAACUGCAGCUGCUCAGCGUAUUGCAACAAAGCUGAUGCAUACUACACUUUUCAGAUAUUCAUACAGAGUCCAAAGGUGAACAAUUCAUAUGUCUAUUCCGAGGUUUCUAAAAUACAAGCCGCACCAAUCUGCUCUCCAGCUACAGAGUUUCCAUGUCCUUGGUCCCUCAUGUCAUCAGGAUACAAUGAUGUGCAACUGAUCUGUGAAAGCACAGGAGCAAGUCUUCUAAGCUGCAAAGUGAUUGUAAGCUUUGCUCGUGAGGUUCCGAUCUGCAACGUGUCGGCAGCGGUGACCAAUAGGUUUGCGUCCAAUGAACACAUCAGUUUUAAUGGACAGGUGACUCGAGUAGCAAUAUGUGGGAAUUCAAAUGCCAGUGAGGAUCCACUGAGGUCCCAGUUCACAUGGGAGAAGAGGAACCUAAAGCCUGCCACGUUUUGUAAGGCAACAGAAGAGUCUGUCAACCUCACCUGUCAAAAUGGGAAAAAUGUGGUCGUGGAGCUGGAUGAACGGUGUGACGGCCCGAACGUGACGACCGUGCAACCAAACACCACCACGACUGUGAACGCAACCUCAUCCCCACUGAACACGACUGCUGAACCCCUCAGCAACACCACCACCACUGCUAAUGUCACAGUGACAACAUAUCCCGUCUGCAUUUUGUUGACUGCAGCUGAAAGACAGGCCGACGCGCUGCUGGAGCUGACCAGAAACGUGGCCAACCUGAACUCCAGCCAGGUGGAUCAGCUGGUGUCUCAGCUGCAGGAUCUUUUGUCAGGGCCGACCGUCAGCCUGGCUCUGGGAAACAGCUCCGUCCACAUUGUCAGCAAUCUGCUGGGUGCUUCUGCUGAGACGCUGGCCGACUCCUCCAGCAGGAUUAUAGAUAUCAUUGACACAGUGGGGUUGAAGCUGGUCCUCGACGAUCAGGCUGAGACCCUCUUGGCCUCGGCCGUGGCUUUGUCUGUGAAACCAGCAGAUGGCAGCAACUUUCAGGAAACGUUUUUUUCCAUCUCAGACCCCACUAAUGUACUGGUCCGUGGGGAUCCCAGGUCGAGGAGGAGCGUGAGAGCAGACUCCUCCAUCCCUCAGGGCUCCAUCAGGCUGCCCCCCACCCUCACACAGGACCUGACCACCGAGCAACAGCAGCUGGCCUCACGAGUCCAGUUCAAUUUCUACCAGAAGAGCACAGUGUUCCAGGACAGAUCUUUGGGUGAACGCAAACUUAACAGUGGGAUCCUGGGAGCGAGUGUGGCCAACCUGUCUAUCACAGGACUGAAGGACAAUGUUGUGAUUCACUUGAGGAACAAAGAACCAAUUCCUGAUGAUUUCAAGGCCGUGUGUGUUUUCUGGGACUUUGCAUUUAAUAAUGGGUCAGGUGGUUGGAACGAAAGCGGCUGCUCUGUCCUGAACAGCACCGACAACAUGACAACCUGUGGCUGCAACCAUUUAACCAGUUUUGCAAUCCUGCUGGACCUCUCCAGACAAUCUUUAACCAAUCCUCUCCAGGCCACCAUCCUCACCUUCAUCACAUACAUUGGCUGCGGAAUCUCUGCCAUCUUCUUGUCUAUCACCCUCCUCACCUACUUGGCGUUUGGGAAGUUGCGUAAGGACAUUCCAUCCAAAAUCCUGAUCCAGUUGUGUCUGGCUCUGCUGCUGCUGAACCUCGUCUUCCUGAUUGAUGCUUGGCUGGCGCUCUACCCAGAGGCCGUGGGCCUCUGCAUCUCCACCGCCUGGUUCCUUCACUACUUCCUGCUGGUUUCCUUCACCUGGAUGGGACUUGAGUCUGUCCACAUGUACCUGGCCCUCGUCAAGGUCUUCAACAACUACAUAUCGCACUACAUGCUGAGGUUCUCGUUUGCCGGCUGGGGCAUCCCAAUGAUCGUAGUCAUCAUCGUGAUCGCUGUUGACAAAGAUAACUAUGGUCUUGUCUCCUAUGGAAAGUUUCCUGACCGCCCUCCUGAUAGCUUCUGCUGGCUGAAAAACGACACCGCCUUCUACGUCGCCGUGGUGGCGUAUUUCUGCGCCGUUUUCCUCUUCAACGUCGCCAUGUUCGUUGUGGUGUUGGUGCAGCUGUGUCGCAUAAAGAGGCAGAACCCACACAACAUGCAGCACCGCACCACGCUGCAGGAUGUGCGCAGUUUGGUGGGGAUAACCAUCCUCCUGGGCCUCACUUGGGGCUUCGCCUUCUUCGCCUGGGGGCCCGUGAACCUGGCGUUCAUGUACCUCUUUGCCAUCUUCAACUCCUUGCAAGGUUUCUUUAUAUUUGUGUUCCACUGCGCAGUGAAGGAAAACGUGAGGAGGCAGUGGAGGAUGUACCUGUGCUGCGGCAAAAUGAGACUGGCAGAGAACUCAGAAUGGAGUCGUAAUGCGACACAGAAGACUACGAAGAGGUCGUCAGUGACCAGACUGACGUCCCUUCACUCGUCUCAGUCAUCCCAGUCCAACAACUCAUCCAGCUCCUCUUUUCUCGUCCACAACACACCACAACCCACAACAGAGCCGACUCAGGGCAUCGGCAGCCCAUUUGAAGACCGAACAAUCACAGCAGACGAACAGCCCAACAUGGACGUGGUCCUCAAUGAGAUCAACAGACAGUACAGAGCCCAACAAGCCUCCUGAUCCACAAAGGACAGAACACACUGUCUAAGAAUGGCUCUUAUUUUGAAAUACAUGUAUAUAAUGUAAAUUAAGCAGUGAUUUAUGUAUUUUAUGAGAAAAUAUUCAAUGUAAAUUAUGAAUUAUGGUUUGAUUUUUAUACAUUUCAUACAUUCACAAAUAGCAUGUAUUCCUUUGUACAGUGAUGUUAUCAGUAUAUUAUAUUACAAUGGUAAAAGGCCAGAAUAUUACAUGUUGGAUUAAACUAUAU